This is a messenger RNA of Babesia ovata, 582 nucleotides long. RefSeq lists its product as uncharacterized. The transcript is spliced from 2 exons. Lineage: Eukaryota; Apicomplexa; Aconoidasida; Piroplasmida; Babesiidae. Bases 1 to 582 code for a protein of 193 amino acids. The record is from RefSeq and is a predicted model, not a curated record.
AUGCGCCAGUGGUUGGUCUGGGUAUUGUCAUGGGCGUUUCUCUAUUCUGAGUGCUGUGCUCGUGCUACUGGAAGGCGCGCCUUCCUGGCUCCCGGGCUCUGGAGCCUGUCACCCGUGUCAACCAAAACGAGCGCAAGAUGGAUAUCGCCCAUAAGAGACCAGGAUUCCACAGUUUCGUCCGGCUGGAAGGGCAGCCGGCACGGCCUGAUUCCGCUGUCCGCCCGGAUGGAACAUGAAGAGCCAUUUGCGGGCAGCGAUUCGCUACUAGACAAGCGAUCGAUGUUUUCCGACACAGCGUUGGAACUCACCCUCGAAGACAUGGCGGCUCGUGAGGCCGACUUUGAGCGUUACAAAAACAGCUCCUUGAGUCACUUCCGCAACAUAGGCGCCGUUGUUGCAUCGGUGAUAACUGUAGGUGCGCUAUACGGCGCCCUUUCGAUGCUGCGCGGUAUGCUGAAUCAGCAGCACGCCAACGUAGGUAUCCAUGGCGCUCCACACAUGUGUUUGCAGCUACGUGCUGACCGUUAUGGAUCUCUCGCCCCGCACUCGGACGUUGGCACUGGAGAUGGUGGCCACGGGUAG